Messenger RNA from Rotaria socialis, 246 nucleotides. The record is from the annotation of a GenBank genome assembly. Lineage: Eukaryota; Metazoa; Rotifera; Eurotatoria; Philodinida; Philodinidae.
AUGAUUUUUAAUAGUAUUGGUAGUUCCUAUGAUGCCUCAUCAUUGAAACCAAGUGAUUGUUUCUCGAAAGUUGAUACUGAAACAUCAUUAUUCAAUGUCGGUGAAGAUUUUCAAGCACUUGUUUCAAUAGCUGUUGAUUCAUCCUAUUUCUUUGUUCAAAAUACACUAUGUACAUGUGAUCUUGAAAAAUGUGCACAAACCAUGAACGAUCAUUAUUCAACAGCAGAUCCACCAUCAAUACUUUAA